AUGUCGUUCCCUACACUACACGCCCGCGCAGAGGCCAAACCGCUUGAGCACCGUUCGUGCCUCACUCCUACUACCACCAAGAAGCUGCUCGAUGCUGGCUACCCCGUCGUCGUCGAGCGCUCGCCCAAGGACCCCAACUACGCCCGCAUCUUCAAAGACGAGGAGUUUGAGCAGGCAGGCGCGACCCUCAUCGAGGAAGGCGCAUACAAGAACGCGCCCAAGGACGACCGCAUCAUCAUCGGACUGAAGGAACUACCCGAAGACAAGUUCCCGCUCGAGCACACCUUCGUACACUUUGCGCAUUGCUACAAGCAGCAGGGCGGCUGGGAGAACGUCCUCGCGAGGUUUCCCCGUGGUGGAGGCACCCUGUACGACCUCGAGUUCCUGCAGGAUGAAUCAGGCAGGCGCGUUGCGGCCUUUGGCUACCACGCGGGCUUCGUCGGCGCUGCCCUGGCCAUCAAGACCUGGGCAUGGCAACUCACCCACCCCAAAGGCGAGCCCCUUCCCGGCCUAGAAACCUUCACCGAAGGACGGGGAUACUACAACAACGAGAGCGAGCUGAUCGCCCAGCUCAAGGACGAUGUUGCCGCUGGUGAGAAGGUUGCUGGUCACAAGCCCACCAGCCUGGUACUGGGUGCUCUCGGACGAUGCGGCUCCGGCGCUGUCGACCUGCUGGAGAAGAUUGGCUGCCCAGAGAUCAAGAAGUGGGAUCUGGCUGAGACCAAGGAGCGCGACGGCCCCUACCCCGAGAUCGUGGAGUCUGACAUCUUCGUCAACUGCAUCUACCUCUCCAAACCCAUCCCGCCCUUUGUGAACAAGGAGAGCCUCAAGUCACCAACCCGCAGGCUCAGCGUCGUCUGCGAUGUCUCAUGCGACACCACCAACCCACACAACCCCAUUCCCAUCUACGAUAUUAACACCACCUUCGACAAGCCCACAGUUGAGGUCUCUGUUGAGGGUGACGGCCCGAGGUUGUCCGUCAUCUCCAUUGACCACCUUCCGUCUGCGCUACCCCGCGAGUCCUCAGAGGCCUUCAGCAACGCUCUGCUGCCCAGCCUCAUGGCCCUCAAGGACCGAGCAUCUACACCAGUAUGGCAAGGCGCAGAGAAGCUGUUCCAGGAGAAGGUCCAGACGCUACCAGGCGGUGUCCCCAAGAAGGAAGUAUAG
Alternaria ethzedia is the source of this 1167-nucleotide messenger RNA. It is a transcript of the gene LYS5, whose product is annotated as holo-[acyl-carrier-protein] synthase. The record is from RefSeq and is a predicted model, not a curated record. Lineage: Eukaryota; Fungi; Ascomycota; Dothideomycetes; Pleosporales; Pleosporaceae. Gene Ontology annotation, cellular component: cytoplasm. Gene Ontology annotation, molecular function: saccharopine dehydrogenase (NAD+, L-lysine-forming) activity. The coding region runs from base 1 to 1167 and encodes 388 amino acids. The transcript is spliced from 3 exons.